Diutina rugosa is the source of this 1473-nucleotide messenger RNA. RefSeq lists its product as uncharacterized. The transcript has a single exon. Lineage: Eukaryota; Fungi; Ascomycota; Pichiomycetes; Serinales; Debaryomycetaceae. The record is from RefSeq and is a predicted model, not a curated record. Bases 1 to 1473 code for a protein of 490 amino acids.
AUGGAUCUAGCUGAUCUUGGGGACAAACUACGAGACAGCGAGUACCGUGAUGGCCCCGAGGUGCGUGAACAGUGGGACCGUAUCGUGUUCCUGGUGGUGCAAGGCCUUGACAACGAACCCAACGAGGCGCUCCGGUGUCUUAUAAACCUUACCGCCGACUCUAAUACCAACCGCCAGCAGUUGGUAGCCACCCCCGAGGUGUGGAGAGGCGUCAACCGGGUGUUUGCCGAAGUACCAGAGCGCGCCACCCUCCUUUUGCUCCAGUUCAUCUACGCCGACGAAGCCCACAAACUCGCGUGGUUGGGGCGGAUAUACCCCCAGGUUCCGUCGGUACUGGCUUAUAUCCUUAAAGCAGACUGUACUCAACAGCUUGAGGCCCGCGCCGGACUUGUGGAGUGGGUCAAAGAGGUCCAGGCCACAGAGAACCACGUUCCGGAAUCUCAGAUCCCGGCUUGGGUGUCACUUAUCCCUCAGGCGAUUGCCACCAACAAUGAUGAACUUAUGGCCAAUUUAGCGGAUAUCGUGCUUCGCGCCACCACGAUCGAUGAUUGCAAAACCGUGCAUGGGCUGAACCCGGGGGUUAUCACUCAAAUUGAGGCCAUCCCCACCCUGAGUAGCAACUACGCUGUAAUUGCCCGGAAGCUCUUUGCCAUCCUGGGUCAUUUGACGCUGAUGCCGCUGUACCCGGUGCAUGAGGAACUCGACCUUGCAAUUGCCGGGGUGCAAUCUUUACACAACCCUUAUUCUCAGGCAGCGUGGGCGAUCACUUUGGGGAACUACAUCACGCUGAAGCAGCGGGCAGAGGAAGUAUGGCGACAUAUCGACAAUCCUCGCCAAUUCAUCGCUCGUUAUUUUGAUCUUGCCAUGAACGACGUUGUUCAGCUUCAGGCAGUACACAUGAUGACUAAUCUCAUAACGCUGGAGUAUGUUGACGAAGUGGUGACUAACCACGGCGAAACGCUUGAGCGAUGGUGCCAAAUUUCUCGCACAAACGCCCAAUUGUAUCCGGAAAUCAGUGGGUUGGUGAAUAAAUUGUUACGAAAGCUUAUCCGUGUGGGAAAUGCGGACACCACGGCAAAGCUAAUCAAGCUCGUCGAAGACAAACACACGAAAUUGACGUUGCUCGAACAGCUGGUGCAUAAUGAUGGCAAGCUAGACCCCCAAUUGCUCAAUCUGUGUUUCUCCUGGGAUGAAGGUGAAAUGCCACUUGAAAUUGUCCUCGAACAGAUAAAACUUUCCGGGAUGGUGGUGCACAAAGUGGUCACUCAAAAUAUCCCAAUUUCCAACGAAUUUUAUGCCGGUCUUAAGAAUUUUCUUGCCAAAUUGGCAGAGCUUCUUCCUUCUGCUCGUGAAGAACCUCUGUUUAAGAUUCUCAGCAAUAACUCACGGUUUGUGGCGGCAUUACUGUCGUCCUUGCCUCAAGCUGACACUGAAAUUAAGGCAUUAUGUGCACAAAUCCUACAAAACGAGUAG